This is a messenger RNA of Zymoseptoria tritici IPO323, 1827 nucleotides long. RefSeq lists its product as uncharacterized. The transcript has 7 exons. Lineage: Eukaryota; Fungi; Ascomycota; Dothideomycetes; Mycosphaerellales; Mycosphaerellaceae. Bases 1 to 1827 code for a protein of 608 amino acids. The record is from RefSeq and is a predicted model, not a curated record.
AUGGUGCAAAAUCUGAAGGCUCUAGCCUUGUUGGCCCUGACAGUCCGCACUUUCGCUCAAGCUCCUCCGACAGUAAUCUUAGGCCCACCGGAAGACUACCAAAAGCCACCAGCAGAGACUGCAACCGCGAGCGGAAGCGAUCUUAUCAUCACACCUAAGGACCUCAGCCAGGGCAUCCCACCAGACGGACUCGACCUCUUCCUGGGGCCUGAUCUCAAGACACAAGUCUCGCAAACUCUCAAGGCCACCUCUCAAUGGAUGGACGGACCAGUCGAGGCACACCAACACAUUCCGGCUGCAGUUGUUUCCCAGCUGCAGGCCCAGACGGCAAGCACCAUCCAAUUCGAGACCUCAACAGGAGCUCCACCAGUCACUGUCACAAUGGCUCCCGCUACGAGUACUGCUGCAACACCCGCGACUAUUACAACACUUUCUACCGACUCCGAAACCCAUCACAAGGGCGACGUCUUAAUCAACAUCCCCGCUCAGCCAGCAGAUUUACUGCUGCAGCUCAUCUUGAUGGAAGGCCACUGCAAGCUCAAACAAAGCAGGAUGUUUGUCCGUCGUGGACCCAGACCAGACCUCACAGUGGCUACGAAUGCUGCGAUGACGGUACUCUACAACGCUGGCCGAUUCACGCCUCUCGACUUGUUCGAUAUCACUGGCCUCCCGCAACGCCUUCUCCACUAUCGCGAUGAAGCGGUCCAGGCCGCUCUGGUAUCGGUCCAAGAAGCUGCACUCAAGCUUCCAGUCUUUGCUGGCGUUGCAGUCGACAUUACGAAAGAAGUAGCAAGCAUAGUCUUUGCCGCGGCAUAUGGCGUGUGCAUUGACAACAUUUCAAGGCUGGAACAGAUUGCUAUUGAAAGCUCCAUGGUAUCGGAAGAUCCGAUCGCCGAGGACGGUCAAGAAGAGGACAAGAAUUGUCCUAAAGACAAACCUCUUUGUGACGAGGCGGGCUGUCUUGGCAUCGAAGGCGUGUGCCAAAUGGUUAAUGUCUUCAUCCAACAUGGGACCCGAAGCGAGUGGGACGCAGGACAGCAAUUGAUCGGCGCAAUGUUGAAGAGUGCCGCUCCUGAGGCCCCCAAGCUCGAUUGUGAUGCGGACGCUCGUGUGGAUCUGGAGAGCGGCGACUUCACAAAGCUUGUCGACUCAUUCUGCAAUGGGUUCAACCUCAAACCUGAUCUCGACAAGAACAUCGACCCGAAGGAAGCUGGUUCUCGUGGCGAAUACACUGGCACCUCAUUCAACUUUGCUUGGAAAGCCAAAGACGGCCAAUGUUCCACAUCGUGCGCCGACAUCUUCGCGGCAUUCCGAUCCUCGACAGUGUGCAGCUAUGAUAGCCACACCAUGUCCAAGUCCGGCUCUCAAGAAACAGCUUGCGGCACAGCUUCCUUCAAAUUCGACAAGUCCGAGACUGAAGACUCGGAUCCAGUCGUCGCCAACCCUCUCAAGUGCGGCGACCGAACGGACCAGGGCAACGCCGAACACUUCAUGCCGUUGGACACGAUGAACAAAGCCAUCGACAAAUUCUGCAAUCAAGGCCGCGGCGACAAGUCUAGAGUACUUCCUAUCGACAAACACGCAGUCUACGUCGAGAUGACCGCGCUGAAAGGGCCGGAUUGUCCUGCGACUAACUUCAAGAGCAAGGCUACGAAGCAGAUGUGCAAGGACGAGCUGAAAUACAUCAUCAACACAUGCGACACUUCGAAUCCCAGCGGCGCGGAGGAUUGGAAGCAAGGCGGCGAGUACACUAAAGGAUGUUUCACCUAUGCAAUUCGAUUAGCGCCCGCUUCUCUCUCGACGUACAUUCUUUGGGGCGAUGAUUGA